Eleginops maclovinus (Patagonian blennie) is the source of this 1446-nucleotide messenger RNA. It is a transcript of the gene trh, whose product is annotated as thyrotropin-releasing hormone. Bases 98 to 916 code for a protein of 272 amino acids. Gene Ontology annotation, cellular component: extracellular region; secretory granule. NCBI's taxonomy places the organism in Eukaryota, Metazoa, Chordata, Actinopteri, Perciformes, Eleginopidae. Gene Ontology annotation, biological process: negative regulation of glutamate secretion; positive regulation of gamma-aminobutyric acid secretion; histamine metabolic process. The record is from RefSeq and is a predicted model, not a curated record. The transcript is spliced from 3 exons. Gene Ontology annotation, molecular function: thyrotropin-releasing hormone activity.
GCCUUCACAGGUCACUAACUGCUACGAGAGGCUGAAAGACUGUGGACACUUCCCUGAUCAUAAUCUAUUUCUUCAUCAGAAGACCACCCACAUUACCAUGAAGUCGACAUGUCUGCUCAUCUUGGCUUCUCUCGUGGUCUGCAACAUGACUGUGUGUGGAGGACAGGGCUUCCCCGCUGAUGAGGAGACGGACGGCAGGACCAUUGACGACAUCAUACUACAGAGAGCAGAAAGUCUCCUGUUACGGUCCAUUCUCAGAAAGAUGCAGGAUGAAUACGGCAGAAACGAGGGGUCUUCUUCUCAGACAGAAUGGGUGACAAAACGACAACAUCCCGGUAAGAGGUACAUCGAGGAUUUGGAAAAGCGGCAGCAUCCGGGAAGGAGAGAAGAAGAUGAAGAUGAACAGUACUUGGAUGUUCAAAAGAGACAGCAUCCGGGUAAACGCGAAGAUGAAAUGCACUCUUUCAUGGAGUUCCAGAAAAGGCAGCACCCGGGAAAGCGCGUCACCAUGGAACACGUUUCUGAAAACCCUAUAGUGCUCCUGAGUGAACUUUCGAAACGGCAGCACCCGGGGAAGCGCUACCUGGUGCUGCACAGCAAACGCCAGCACCCAGGUAAGCGCAACUUCGAAGAUGAGGAGGACGAGGGGGACUGGGAUGCGGAUGCAGAUGGAGAUGGAGACGAAGAGUUCGCCGAGUUAGAAAAGCGUCAGCACCCAGGGAAACGGUUUUUGGAUAACUCCAGUCCGGAUUUUGGCACAAACAGUCCCUGUGAUGUAUUGGACCCUACGAGCUGCAGCAAGACCAAUCUGCUGCUCGACUUUUUAGACAACAUCAACAAGAGCCACGCCGAGGAGAAGAGACAACACCCGGGUAAAAGGUUUGCACCCGAGGAGGAUUUAGUGGAAGCAGAGUAGGUUCAACACUGGUCUGAUGUGCGUGUACUGCUGUAUUGUAAACAAAUAAAUGUGUAAAUGAAGUGACCAUAAUGAAUUAUUAAAAAUGAAAAAAGAAGUUACACCAUUUAAUCUUUUGUGCUACCGUUUUUCUUUGGGUGACAAACUGUAUCAUCAUUGCAAAACUUUUUUUUUUGCCAUAUCUUAAACUGUAUUAAGGAAGAAUUAUUAUUAGAAACAUUAACUCUUUAUUUUGUUAAUUAGUCUAUUAUGCUAAAACCAAGUCCAAGAAUGACAGCAUCAGUCUCCUGGCUUUUGCGAUGUUGCCUCUGUGAGGAAAAACAUGCUUGUCAGCUCAAAUAUGAUCCAUGGAAGUGGGUAAUGUUUAAGGUUGUGCAGAGGAAAUCCCUUUAUUGGUUGAUUUAUGUUUAUUUGUUUUAUACUUAUGUAAAAUAUAAUGAAUACCACCGCAACUAUAAAGUGUCACUGAUUAUUUUUCUACAUUUAAAGUGCAUGGAUUACAUUUAUUUAAGCUAUUGUUGUAAAUUCAA